UUAAAAACUUUUAUCUGCUUCCACCUAUCAUCCACUGCCUCUUGUCUCCGAACUCCACCCCUCCUUCUGCACCUGACCCCUUCUGCCCAUCAUCCCUCACCCCUCCUCGGUCCGCUUACCUCCUCCCGUCUCAUCCCUUUUCCUCUCCUCUUUACACAGUCCACCUUCCCUCUCCACUCUCAGUUCUGAUGCAGGGUCUUGACCUGAAACAUCGACAGUUCCUUUCCCCCACAGAUGCUGCUCAACCUGUUGAAUACCUGAUGAAUGACUCUCGUGUUUCAACCAAUUUUCUCUGCUCCUUUUCCAUUAGCUGUAGCUCAAAUUGGACGACAUCAGUGGGAGAUUGACACACUCAGCUACCUCAUCCAAUUGGCCAUGCUGUGUAAAAUUGCAAAGGAGCAGGGAUAUGGCAAUCUUCUGUAUAUGCAGGUAGUCUUUCCCUACCCCCAAAGUGAUCAAAAUGAGGCAGAGAUCACAGCAUGUAACCCUGAUAAAAAAUGUAAACAGGCUGCAAUCAGUAACGAGGUGCCAAGCAACCUGAGCAUUGAAAACUGAAACUGGCAGACACCAUCUGUAAGACCUUGGUAUCAGACAUUCUUUAACUUACAUCUCAAUGGCAACCUCAGUGCAAUUCUCAGGAUCACAACCUCAGGAUUUCUUGUGACUGUUCACUGAAAGUUGAAGGUUCCACCCAAAAGCUAGAAUUCUAUGUUAGUGAGGGAGCAAACACGCAGCGUGCAACUUGUGAUGUAAUUAGUGUGCAACUUACACCGGAAAAAUGUGAAACCUGUUAAAACAAAACGUGAACUUGCACAGAGGUACACAGGUCAAUUUCCCAAUGGACACAGCUUCAUCCAGAAGUGUUCACUAAUGCAAUCAAAUUUUCUGCAAAACUUGUGCAUGACAAUGGCAGAUCCAAUUUCUAGGCUAUAACAGUUAGCAUAUUUAAUAAUGCAAAGCACGGCUCAACAAAGGCAAGAGUCUGGAGCUGUUGGGACAAAACAGGUCUAAAGAAGAUCCCAUUGAACUGUAUAGUGCUUUGUCAAAUGGUAUCUGGAGCACUGUAGUCAGCUCUGUCUACCAAGACCCAAGGAAUCAUUUGAGAACCUGAAUCAGAGGCCUAAUGUCAAAGUAAAAACAGAAAUUGUUGGAAACACUCAGCAAGUCAGGCAGCAUCUGGGGAAAGAGAAACAGAGUUAACAUUUCAGGUCGAAGAGCCCUCAUCAGAACCAUUCCCCCGAGUCAAACUUCUGAGUUAUGAGGGCAGACUGGAGAUCUAUGUUGUUUUUUUAUUUUAAAAGAAAACGUCUCAGAGAUAGGAUAGUUUAUGGAAUAGGAAUGGAAUCCAUUAAAUUACAAAGGGAUAUGGCUGAAAUGGAACAAGUGUACUGAUAUCGACAAUAACUUGCACUUACAUAGUUUCAUUAAAAUAUAUUUAAAAAAUAAAUGGUUCACUGAAAUGGAAUUAAAAAAUGGAACUUUCUAAUGUGUGAUAUGCAUUAGGGAAUGGACUGCAGAAUGGUGGAAAUAAAAUCAUAGAAUAAGAUUCAAUCAGAUAAAGCAAUCGUGGUUGUGAAGGAUUGAUCUAAAUGGAUGAAUUAAGAUUGCUCAAUUGAUCUUCAUCUUCAUGCUGGUAUCUUGCUAGGAGAAAGACCAGAUUGCCUUUUGCUCUUGCUUCAGUAUGUUCAAGCUAAAGCUGCAAUCACCAGAACUCUCACUUAUUAAUAGUACAAUUCAUGUAUUAUUUUGAAUCUUUUGACUAAAACCUGUGAGAUCCAACUAGACAAAGCCAAUAAUAACCCUUGCAGCCAGCACACUGCCCCACUGGUCAUCCUAUUGUUUAAGAUGGUAUUUUUUAAAAAUAUCACAGUCUGACCCCCAAGAAGGGGGGAUCAUCACAGCUUUAAAUACUGGGAAAGCCGUGGGGACACAGCAGGGAGACCCAUCAUUACAGCAACACUAAAGAAACAAAAACGCCUUUGAUGAGAGAAAUUGAUUCUGGUUUACUUUGGUGAAGGGAGAGGUUAGGAGCACGGCAGCGGGAGGGGGUACUUUACAGCUUUAAGAGUGAGGGUGGGUGCUUUAUGGGGAGGGGCACUGGAGACCCUCACAGUUGGGGGGGGGCGGGGGGAGAUAAAAGGAGAUAGCUGCCAUUGGGGAGGCGAGGCUGAUGCCGUUCGUUGGCUUCCUGCAUUUUGUUCUGCAAGGGGAGGAUGGAGGUGAGGCGGUAGGACCCUGAGACUCGGAGGGAGGGAGGGCACAGGACCGCUUUAAGAGGGGGGAGGGCCUGGUGGAACCAGGAAGGGAGUGAGUUACAUACGGGCCAUUGGCAGGCAGUGAGUGAGAGGGAGGGAGGGAGUGAGGGAGGGAGUGUGGGUGACACAUCCAACCUGGGCCUCAACACAGCCGGACUCCAGACCACCGCCUACCUGCUCAACCUUCGCCUCUGCUUCCCCCGGACCGCCUGAGCGCCUCGGAGCCGAGCUUCCUCGCACUGUCAGGUACAUUUAAACUCUGGCUGGCUCACGAUGAUGUCUUCGUCCAUGUUGUUGAAACAAAAAUAUUACAAAAAGAACAACUGCAAAAACCAGCAGGGAAAGCGAAAUGUCAGUCACAAAAUACUUUUGUCCAUGAAGAUGGCCAAUGGAGUAGAUGGCCCUAUAGGUAUUCCAUUCCCAGAUCACAGCAGUGAGAUCCUCAGUAGUCUUAACGAGCAGAGGAACUAUGGUUAUCUCUGUGAUGUUAUCAUCAUAGUGGACGGUCAGGAAUUUCGGACCCAUCGAUCUGUCCUGGCAGCCUGCAGUCAGUACUUCAAGAAGCUCUUCACACUGGGGGCCAUUGUGGACCAACAGAAUGUUUACGAAAUAGACUUUGUCUCGGCAGAAGCGCUUUCCGCACUCUUGGAGUUUGCGUACACGGCAACCCUGACUAUAAGCACUUCGAAUGUAAAUGAGAUUUUAAAUGCGGCCAGACUACUGGAGAUCCAAUGUGUGAGCAAUGUCUGCCAUGAUCUCCUUGUAUCGAAUGCCCUGACCAAUAAGGAGAUGGCAGAUUACGUAGAUCAAAUUGAUCAGAAAAACCUCCUUAGAGCAAAAGAAUAUCUAGAGUACUUCCAAAGCAGUCCGGCAAAUGGACAUGUCGACAGCCAGUGGACAGGUCCUGAACUGAAAGACUCUCCAAGAGUGCACUUUAAAAACGGAGUUAGUGAAGAGCUGGCACAGAAGGCAGAGGGGGCUUAUGUAGAGAUGGCGGAAAGUGAGCAGCCAACAGAACCAGUGGAGAAGCCCGUGGUGUGGCUCAAGAGAGAGGAUGUAACCGGCCCAUCCUUCUCCCCCUCACAGAACGGAGACUAUGGUGACUUCCACCUUCCUGAGGAAGAAGGGCUUCUGGAACACCAACCUAUGCAUCCAAACUUCACCCCAGUCGAAGAGGUAAAACCGGAGCUAACCAAGGAAGACGACGAGACCCUUUCCUCCAGAGCUUUCCUCGAGCAGAUCAUAAACUCGGUUGAUGAGACUUACGACACCAAGAACUUGGCAAAAGAAGAGAAUGAUCUUGAAUCAUACUUGAAUUUUUUCAACCCUUCCCUCGAGGUUGAAGGCUACUCCUCCUGGGCUAAAAAAGGCGAGAAGAAAGUGAGAGCAAAGGCAUUCCAGAAGUGUCCAAUCUGCGAGAAGGUGAUUCAGGGAGCUGGAAAACUGCCACGUCACAUCCGGACUCACACGGGAGAAAAACCAUACGAGUGUAACAUCUGCAGUGUCCGUUUCACAAGACAGGACAAGUUGAAAGUUCAUAUGAGGAAGCACACAGGAGAGAAACCCUACUUGUGUAUUGAGUGUGGAGCUGCGUUUGCGCACAACUACGACCUGAAGAAUCACAUGCGCGUUCACACAGGUCUUCGCCCAUACCAGUGCGAUGCCUGCUUCAAGACCUUCGUCCGUUCAGACCACCUGCACAGGCACCUUAAAAAGGAGGGCUGCAAUGGCACUCCCUCCACGAGAGGGCGCAAGCCUCGGGUGAGGGACACCAGUGGCCUUGUGUCCGAGGGAUCAAAUGAUCCUGGUUGUGGAGAGAGCAUCAUGGAAGAGGCUGCCAACACAAGCAUGGAGUUGGAAGAAAACAGCAACCCGCAGCACUUUGAAGAUCAAUCUGAAGAAAAUUGUUCCAAGAUUUUGGAGAAUGAAGAGUCUGAGAGGCUGAAUGUAAACCAGGAUUUAAUUGCAGAAAGCAAAAGCCAAUUGUGUGAAAGCUAAACCAAAUGAUGGUAACAGGAAGGUGGGUGGGAUGGGCAGGGCAAAGGGGCACAAACCUUCUAAUAGUAGUUCCUCAUCCUUUUUAAACAAAAAUGGGCAAGAAGGAUUUUUUUUUACUUUAAUUCAGAAAUAGCUUAGUAGUACAGUGCUAGACCUCUUAUUUUACAGUUUAGACAAAGGAAAUCACUGCUAGAAUCUUAAGUAGGAGUUGAUCUAUGCUACACUCUUCAAGCACUGGUUACUGCUGAGUAUUGAUCCUUGGUACAAAGUGAGAUGCUUGCUGUCAGUGCAGAUUCUGCUAAUGUAUCAGUGACCAAGGCUAAUACAGGUACUUAUCCCAACAAAGCCACAGGUUUCCGGUAUUAGCAUUGGUCAACUUCUAAUAUUAAUCAACUAGAAAAUAACGUUAAAUUAUGAUUUUUUAAAUUCAUAGUUUGGUGUAAGUAACUUUUUUUAAUGUUCAAAUUUAUGACUAUACAGUACAAACACAGGACAGGAACAGCAGUAAUGAGAUCAAUUAUGGUAAAAUAAGUUUCUUAAGAGUUUUUAAAAGAAAAUCUAGCUUUUUGUUUCAAAAGUCAGGUUCCAAGUCAUUUUUAUUUUAAAAAAAACCUUUUGCUAAUUUUGCAAACUGGUUUGAAAUCUAAGAAUUUAGUCGUUUUUAAAAGAACGUUUACUGAAUGUACGGUAUGUGUGACAAUAGUGAAUUUGAAAGGAUUCGGGAGUGAGAUGGUAUGGGAAGGGCUUAUACCUUUUCAAGUUAGCAAUAAAUUUGGAAGGCCUAGCACUUUUAUAUAGAGGGUUCCAUCAGUUCAUGGAUCAGGACCCUUUGUAAAAAUGUUUACAAGUGAUAUCCCUAAUCAAUCAAAUAUGGAGAAAGGGAAAGGGUGAGAAAACUACUAAUUCUAUUUUGUAACAUAAUAAUUAUAUAGACCCUCUAAGCUCAUUGCACUUAUAGCCGAGAGCUUAAUUUGGGCUGGGUCAUACAACGCCCUCGCCGAAUGUUGAUCAGUUUGGUCCAUAUGAGAAAGGGGGAAAAGAUAUUGAAAAUGCAAAAUAAUUUUAAGAAAUCAGGUUUUAUUUAAUUUUAAGGCAAAAAUUGUAAAUUAUUUUAUUUUAGCUAUUCCCUCUUGAAAAUCACAAGACACUGAAAAUCUUAGAGGCCUGAAGUGUUAUGAAGAGAAAAUUCUUUUAUCCCAAUUAAUCAUGAAUAUUUAUCAGUGAUUUUGUUUCAAGCAACUAGAUUUAGCCACACAGCUCUCUUGCUUGGAGUGACAUCCCAUGAACGAUUUUGACUUUGUCAGAAUGUACCCAGCCAAAAAAGGUGACAGCCUUUGCCGAAAGUUGAUAAUGAAACUCCAGGAUGAAAAAUAUUUCCACAAUGACUCCUCCAGUUCUCAUAAAACAAUUUACUAUCAAGUACAAUGCCUAAGGCAGGCAAACACACCCUCCAAAAGUAUUCAUAUCAUUCUAUCACGGUGGAUUGGGAGAGCUUACUGACCCUUUACUAAAGCUGAGUUUUAAAGAUAGAUGAAUAUUUGGAAGAGGAGAGUUCUAACAAUAUUUUUAGAAUGUAUACUGUAAUUAAACCCGCAUCAUUCAAUAAUAAAUUUGGAGCUUAUUGCUGGUGAGGAAAGCUCCCAAUCUCUAUUGAGUAAUUAACUGAAUAACCAGCUCCUCUUGAACUGCCUGGUAUUUUGAUUGGUUAGCUGUAGCACAAAAUCCUCUCUGGUUGGCCUUGUUCCCUCCAAACCAUAUCUAGUCUCAUACGGAGAACUGAAGCAACAUUGGGUGUAUUGUUCUGGCUACCAAGUCCUAGUGUGGGUUUGUAAAUAAUAUGUAUUUCACUUAAUGAGAUUUUAUUUAAUGGAUUGACCUUUUACUUUUUGAUAGUGAACUUGUGGGGCAAGUUGUGUAUUUCAGCACUGUAUGAAAAGGAGCAGGUGUGGGAGCUUAGAGGGAAAUGAGUGUUAGACACCACUACAGGCAACCUUUUACCACAUUCCUUCCUUUUGCACUAAAACAGACUUCAAUGUGCAGUAGCAGGCACGGCUGGCUGCAGGAAACACCUUCAGCAUGCAUUUCUAGUUCGUGAAUAGUCAGCAAGGUCAAAAUACCAACAGUCAAAGCUCAAUUUUAUGUUGUGUUCAGAGCAUUUUGUCAUUUUCAUACACACCAUAGACUGUCUCUAAUGUGCUGUCUUUGGGAGUUGUAUGAAAAUGUGUUUGAACAAGGUGUGUGUUACGAAGGGGGUUGGUGGCUCUCUUUUUACUUAAAAUUUUGUUUUAAAAUAUUGUUUCUCUAUUGUAGAGAAACUACUUUGGAGUUGUUUUUAAAAAAAGAUGCAUGUUUUAUGCAGGAAUGUGGUAUAUUUGAGGGUGUUCAAAUGAAAAGGCUCGUCAUGUAAUUGUAAACUUCUUAUCCCAAUGAUCAAUGUGAUGAAGUGUCACAAAUCUUAGACUAACAUCGUACUUGGAAUUCUCAUGAAACACAGCAUCAGUUAGUCUUGCUUUUGAACUUGUGGAGGUCUAGAAAAGUACUGGACCAUUUAACUGGACUUACUGAGCAACUUUCCCUUAUACGUCAGGUUCAGAGGCAUUUCCUUUGCAAAUACUUGUGCCCCUUGGCAAUGAUAGAUUUUAAAUGAGCAGAGUAAUUAGUGGAUAGCCAUAUAAAUGUGGGCAAUCAAAUAUAUAUGUACAUAUAAUAUAUUGAAAAAUCUCCUUUUCUCCUUCCCCUUGACCUAAUCACCCAAUCUCUAUCCCUGUGGAGUUUUGUCAAGUCACUGGAUUAUAGAAACUGUUCUGCCUGCCUUCCUGUUCUAGCAAUAUGUUGUAUUUGAUCUUGAUUUAAUUAUGCUCUCCUAUGAUAAUCGUCCCCUUGAUUCAUUCAGUCUACUGAAGCCAUACACUAAAAGUUAAAUUGUUGGUUGAACUGUGUUUUUUCUUGAUAGCUGAAGGAAACGGAAAAUUGGGUUUCAGGUGCUGUUGAAGAGCCUUUUUCUCUUUAAGCACAAGUUCUGUGCUCUGAGGAAGAUCUGCUUUUCCAGACUCCCAGCUGCUGCAUCCACUUUUUCCCCUUAAAUGAAACUGGGGUGUUUGCCUCCUCCACCGCAGUCUCCACAACGUUGGCUUUGAGGGAGAGUCCCCUGCUAUCAGUACGAAACAAAACUACCUUUCAUCAGUUGGAACCUGGGUCUCCAUGUCCUACUCAUGGAGUUCAAUUUAGGAGUACCACAUCUCUCACCUCACUUCAAACAAUUUGUGAAUGUAUAGAUUUAACAGAAACAAAAAGUGAUAGCAACAAAGAUAAUGUUAAUGACCAAAACAUUAAUUGGAGAAAUAGAAUCAUACAGAAUGGAAACAGCCUGUCGAGUCCAUACUGACCACCAAACACCCACCUACACUAAUCCUGCACAAACCUACUUUAUUCUUCCCACAUUCCCCAUUAACUCCUCCCGGAAUCUCCCACGUGGGCAGUUUCCAGCAGCCAAUUAAUCUACACCCCACACGAAUUUGGGAUGUGGGAGGAAACCAGAAUGCCCGGGGUCACAGAGAAUACAUUCAAACUCCACACAGACAAUGCCGGAGGUCGGAAUUGAACCUGAGUCGCUAGAGCUGUGAGAUAGCAGCUCUACUGGCUCACCACUGUGCCGCUCUAUUUGGAGAGGUUUUAUCUCCUCCUCUCUCUAAAUAUAUAAUGAAGUGAUUAAAUUCAGCCGUGGCCUCCCUAUCUAAUGCACGGGAUAUAUCAUCUCUUUAACCCCAGAGUCUUCUAUCUCCCAUUCAAUCCCUUCCCCCAUCGUCCCAUUUCAUUUGCAGGCCAUGGGGAUGAACUUCUCGGAUUUCUCCUGAUCAGCCAGUACACUUGCAGCAGUUGCUGUGACAGGUAACUGCCUCAGUACAUCACAGGGCUUAACUGAGUGCAGGCUCACCAACCUCGGCCAAGCAGACUCUGGAAAGUUCCAUCACACUAAAAACCACCUUAAACAGCCCCACUAGCCAAACAGCUCAUCUUAACUUGCAUUUGUAUAGCACCUUUAAUGUAGUAACCCUCCACCACCCCACCACACGCAGGAAAAUUUGAUAAUAAGUUAUUUAAAGAGAUGUUAGGAUACCGAGGAAUUAGGACACAUGAACAGAGCUUGGUUAUUGUGCCUGGAUUUGAGGAAUGCUCUGUGAACAUUCUAAAAGAUGAGAGAAAGGGUAGAGAUAGUUCAUAAAACAGAAUAUAACGAAUAAAUAGAAGUAUUCAAUAAAAUGAAAAAUGCACUCAUCUUUAGUCCCUUAAGAAUCCAAAACAGUUUUGAAGAAUUGGCUGUCCUAAUUCAAAAAUGCAUGGAUACGAAUUAGGGCAGUGGCAAACGGGGUCCCAGGGGCUACAACCCACAAGUCUGUGCUUGGGGAAGUGACGACUGAUGGUCAUGUGGUGUUGACAAAUGCUAAUCUCACAUGAUCCUAAAUACGUCCCCUUCAGUCCAGUGUGGCCAGUAUAGCUUCACCAGCACAAGAAGCAGCUUUCAUUUUAAGCAUUUUAAAUCUCUGCAAGGCUAAUUCAUCAGUUCAGUAGGCUGAAUAAGACUUACCCAAGCUUUUCUUAAAACUGAUUUUGAUGCCACAUUGCAUUUGACCGCCAUAUCAUGUCAAGUGAGAGACUGCCCCCUCCAGGGCAUUUGGCUGCAGGAUCAGCUUGGCUCCAACUCCAGAGUUAUGUUGCACCUUUAGAAUUAAGCUGCAGUAUAAACAUGCUCCAUAACUAUUAAAAGGCUCCGUUUUGGCAUCAUUUCAGCUGUGGUUCCUUGGAAGAUGAUUAAUGAACCCCUUUAGCAGUUGUAAGUAGUUGGUAGGUUUUAUUUACUGGCGCCUCGUGAACAGUAAUUCAGAAAACAUUUCUGUUGAGGAAUUUUAAUUACUUUUGAUGAGUCUUGGUUGGACUAAUGAAUACAUGUUCCUGCACACUGUUAAAGCCAACCCUCUCCCAUUCUUAGUUUUCCGCAGUGUGGACAGAUAAUGACUGACAUUUAAUAACUUUUGAUUUCUUAGAAUCCGGAAACUGAAACACUGAGAACUAUUUCCAAGUAAUACAUUGGAAAUAUUACAGGAUUGAACUCCCCCUGUUGGUCAUUUAGUGGGACAAAUGUUGCUUCAUAUUCGCCUAACAUCCACUGAAGGAAUUGAGAUUGAUUUGAUCACAAAAUAGCAACUAAUGCAAUUUAUUUCUGUCUGAAUUCUGAACACGGUCUAAUUAUUUUAAAAUCUGUUCAUUUUCACUCAGUCCCGCUAGUUGAAUCAUCAGUCUGGCCCAUCCACAUCAUAUCCCAUGUAAUCAUACACAAGGGUGUCAAAAAUCCUACCACAGCACUGAAUUAUUGUCUAAUUCCUUAUCAUGUUAAUUUAGAAUCUCCCUCCAUCCUGAGAUGUUUAUUCUGCCAUCCAGUGACAUUAGAAUUUGAUAUCACAAGAAUUAUUGUGAUUUCAGGUGUAUUUAUACCAUACUUCAGGAUGAAUAAUUUUAAUUCACACUGUUUAUCAUUUAGGAGUUUUACUGAAAAAUCAGCUCGUGUGAUUUGAGUAAAUCAAAUGGAGCAUUGUUGAGGGGUGGAGUAAUGCAACAAAACUGAUUGCACAUGUAAAGAGGACAAGCUAUGAGGAAUGAAUUAGAAAAGCUUGCAGACCAAAGACACAGUAAACAUGUAUGAUAAAUAAAUCACUAUUUCAGCAAUAAACACAAAAAAUGCCGGAAACAUUCUGCAGGCUAGGCAGCAUUUGUGGAAACAGUUAAUGUUUCAGACCCAAGACCCUUUGUCAGAACUACUUAAUCAGUGAGCAGUAGAAAUUGGUGAAAAGAAUAUUUAAGGUACAUCAGAAAAAUAACUGUUAGCCCAGAAAUGACACAGGUUUUGUAAGCUCCUAUCUGGCAGCGAUGUGGAGAGAAAAAAAUACUGAGGAGUUUCAAGAUGCAGUUGGAUGCAACGCCAGGAGAGUCAAUGUAUUAGAGAAGUGAUCUUCAUCGGGCUAAAUGGUUUUUCUGCACCUCUUGUGUUUAAAGUUCCUCAGCCCUCCUAACUGUUAUUUAACAUCUGAGAAAAUGUGGAAUGAAACACAGUAAUAGAAGCUACAUGGGAUUUAGAAAACUUACUGGAGACACAAGAGACUGCAGAUGCUGGAAUCUGGAGCAAAAUACAAACUGCUGGAGGAACUCAACAGGUCGAGCAGCAUCUGUUGGGAGGGAGGAAUUGUUGACACUUCAGAUCCUGAUGCAGGGUUUUGACCUGAAAUGUAAACAAUUCCACCCCCCCCCUCCCCACAGAUGCUGCUUGACCCAUUGAGAUCCUCCAGCAGAUUGUUCUAGAAAACUUAUUGUUGUGUUUCAUGAGUUUCCCUUCUUUAUUCCAAAAUCCAAGCAAAGGAGCUUUGGCAUGUUGUGUGUAAUACAUUGCCAAAGCAUAGAGGGAACAUUCCAUACUUUGUGUGCAUAGAAUCUUAAACUGGGUAUGGGGAGAAAGAGAGAGGAUUUAAAAUUGCACUUUGGGCUAUUGGUAAAUCUUGUUGUAAAUAAAACCACUAAAUCAAUCAGCAUAGUCCAAAAUACAUAGUUUUUAUACUGAAAAAUCCAAAGAAAUUGAGAACUGUUAUGCAUAUAUUGUACACUUUGAAUUUUUCUGCCCAUUAUUAAUUUUUCCAAUUUUAAGUUUCAUAUCUUUCAUUUGACUGCUGCACAUCAUAAAUUUUACAACAAAAAAUCCAACAGGCAAGAUUUAAAAUAUGAUAAAAACAAACAAGCAAAUUGGGGAGCAUGUGAAGAUUACAGGAUUUUACUCUACACAAUUGGCAGCUUGGGAAUGUUUGGAGACUUGUAUUUAUAAUAAUGCGCUUUGGAAUAAAAGCAGGGCUUUGGGAAUCUGUGGAAACUGUUUCUGUCAGUUCUUGAAGCUCCUAUUUUGCUUGGAUCAUUCUGAUGACUGAUAUUCUUAAUUAACUGUAAUAUAGUUUUGAUUUAAAGUACUUUUACAUUACAAUAGUUGAGUAUGAUCAAUAUAAUGUUAUUCACCAUAUUCAUUAGCAUAACAUUUAAUCCUUUCAAAAGCAGAACAUUGCUUUUAUGUUAGACUUUCUCCCUGCUUUUCCUCUGUGGGGGACUUGCCACUCUCAUGUUUCGACACAAACUCCCUAAUCUCUUCCCCACCUUCCCGCACCCCCUUAGCAGAACUGCACACUCCCACCUUGUACAGAAACCAGUGAUCUGUCCACACUGUCUCGUGGUUCCUUAUAACUUGAACCCACCACAUCACCUACACAGAAGGCUCCUACAUAAAACAGAAAAACAGGGCUGUUUAAGUCUGGUUAAAAGGGGAAUGUAUGGUGCCAUCUCUGUUUAGAGAUUGGAAACAGACACACAUGACCCUGGCAGUUCUGCUGACAGCACCACUAUCUUUUAUAGUUAUGCAGGGGGAGGGGUGGACACAGUCUCUGAUGUACAUGAGCCUGCCAGUCCUCUGUUUGAGAAUGCCUCUUAGCUAUUCACCCUUUUCUGUCCACUAUCCAACAUAUAACCCAAGCUCUAUGGAAAAAGCACCUUUUGUGGCAUUUUACAUAGUCUGUGAUGUCAGUGUUAGUGAAUAAAUGCUAAAUAUGUUUGACAUUCCUUUUUCUUUCCUAUUUUAAAGUUAAUUUAGCAGAGUUGUUAACCUCCACUAAUGAUAUAGAGGAAAGGAGUGAUGUAUGAAUGCAUAAAAUCUUUGUCCCUACGAGUCUCAUUUCUAUUCUAUAGUCACACCUGCCCUCCCUGGCAUUGCUACCUGCUGCCCUGGUUACCUGCAUAACAUUUUAAAUGCCUUCCUUGUUCACGUAUCACACUGGUCAAAUAUAAAACAACAAAGUUCUGAAUUUGAAAUUAAAUAACUGGGUUUCUAAAAGUUAUUUUUAAACUCUUCAGUAUGCUAGAUUUUAGAGACAGUACCUGCUCUUUCUAUUUGGUUUUCCAAUAUCAUUGGAGCUCAAGAACUGGAAAGGAAACCAGGCCCAGGAGAUUCCAAAGCCUUGUGUUUGCUUGCUGUGGCUGAUUGAUGUAAUGCCUUACUGUUAUCAUUGUGUAAUGACAUGCUGUACUGUAAUGGAUGAUGGGUAUUUUCUCAGGUUCUAUCAUAGGGUGGGAUCCAAGGUUUGAAAUUUGCUCGAGAAAUUUUGAUGAGCAUCUCAUUAUCACUCUCCUCUAUCACCCCUCCCUAAAACUGCCCAUCAAAAUAACUCCUGUAUGACAAGAAUUGUCUGCAACUGUAUUUAUUUUCUUAAUUUGGUUACUCCGAAUACCAAACCUGCAUCUCAUCUUUUUAAAGAAAAUUGAUUUCAAAAAAAAAAGAAUUCUGUCAUAGAUCUUAAAGAAAUAUUCCUUGGGUGUAGCCUGAAAGUGUAAAGUUUUUUAUUUAAAUACUUUGAAUGUCUUUUUUUAAGUUUCUCCAAAUUUAGUAUGGAAAAUAAAAGCUGUAUUCUGUA
Molecule: messenger RNA, 12745 nt
Organism: Pristis pectinata (smalltooth sawfish)
Lineage: Eukaryota; Metazoa; Chordata; Chondrichthyes; Rhinopristiformes; Pristidae
Product: zinc finger and BTB domain-containing protein 7A-like
Exons: 4
Coding region: 2529-4253 (574 amino acids)
Biological process (GO): regulation of transcription by RNA polymerase II
Molecular function (GO): DNA-binding transcription factor activity, RNA polymerase II-specific; protein binding; RNA polymerase II cis-regulatory region sequence-specific DNA binding
Source: RefSeq, a predicted model, not a curated record